Molecule: messenger RNA, 3201 nt
Organism: Closterium sp. Naga37s-1
Lineage: Eukaryota; Viridiplantae; Streptophyta; Zygnematophyceae; Desmidiales; Closteriaceae
Source: the annotation of a GenBank genome assembly
AUGACCGACUUCUACGGCGACGACGCCGCGUGCGCGAAGCAAGCUGCGGACGAGGCGCUUUGCCUGCUCUUUGCCGCUCUUCAUAUCCCGGAGCAUCACGCGGACCACCCACUCUGGCGGAACGCAGUCUCCAGCAUCGCGCGCGCGGGGACGGGUUACGUGCCGCCGAAGAGACGCUACAUCGGUGGCGCUGGUCUUGCAAAAUGUCGCCAGCGCAUUGAGGCGGCACUCGGUCCGAUCGCUGCAAGCUGGCGUCGUGACGGCGUCACCGUUGCAAGCGACAUGUUCUCUGACAAGGCCGGCCGCCCGCAAGCCAAUGUGCUCCUCAUCAACGAUAGCGGAGCCGUGUUCGUGGAGUCGAUCGACACGAAGAUGGAGAUGAAGACCGGCGGCUACAUCGCGGGCAUCUUGCGCCCCGUCAUCGAGAAGGUUGGCGCGGAGAAUGUCGUCGCCUUGUGUUUUGACGGCGGCUCCAAUUACGCGGCGGCCUGCAGGGAGCUGAUGACGGAGUAUCCCCACAUCGAACACAUCCCUUGCGCGACCCAUGUCCUUGAUCUCCUGAUGGAGGACAUCGGGAAAAUUGGAUGGGCGAAGGACAUCGUCACGCGCGGGGACACCAUCAUCUCGUUCGUCCGCAACCAUCACUUCACCCGCGGCUACAUGCGGAGCAAGCUCGUGAACGGCGGCAAGGGAAGCAGCGAUGAGUGGCUCGAGUGGACGACGGCUGCAAAGAGGGUUGGGGCAGAUACUUUCAAGAGCAACAUCCUCGAUGACACGUGGUGGACGCGCGCGGAGUUCUUCGCGAAGCUGAUGAAGCUUCCGUUCGUUGUCAUGCGCAAGACGGACUCGGAUGCAAAGGGCAUGAUGGGUCGUCUCUACGACCUCAUGCUCCAGCUCACCGAGGACAUCCGCGACUUCCUCGACGAGCACGCAGAAGGGGUCCUGACAAGGGGAGAGGUGGGAGAUAUUCGGAAGAUCGUGCAGGACCGCUGGGACAACCGGCUGGCGUGCGACAUGCACGUGGUUGGUCGCAUCCUCAACCCCACCAACCAGGAAGAGGGCAUCUUCCGCCAUGACCUCGAGUGCACGAGGGUCUUCAAGAAGUUCGUGUCCAAGCACUUCGACGACCAGACCAUCACCAGGAAGGACGGGGUCGAGCGCCGUGCCUCCCUCGUCAUCCAGGAAGGCCUCACUGCCUUCCUAAACCUGACGGGCUGCUUCGGCAUGCCCGACGCUAUUGCCGACCGUGCGGCAGUGAAGGAGGGCAAGAUGACCGCGGUGGCCUGGUGGUCGUGGCACGGGACCGAACAUCCCGAGCUCACCACGCUUGCUUGCCGCAUGCUCACGCAGCCGGUGUCCGCGUCACCAUGCGAGCGGAACUGGGCGAAGUUUGAUGCCGUGCAUAUGGCACGCCGGAACCGUCUCGGCGCGGAGAAGCUUCGGGACCUCGUUGCCUCCGAAUUCCCACUUUCUGCCUUCCGAUCUCCCUUUCUUGCCUCCCUGUUCCGAUCUUCCCUUCCCUCUUUCCCCAAUUCCCCUUUCCUCCACCGCAAUUCCCCUUCCCGUGUCAUGAUUACCCCUUCCCGCCUCCCCGGUUUUCCUUCCCGCCGCGCAUUUCCCCUUUCCGCCUCCCCGAUUCCCAUUCCCGCUCCCAGUAUCCCCUUCACACAUUUGCGUUUCCCCUUCCCGCACCCCAUUUCCCCUUCCCGCCUCCCCGUUUCGCAUUCCCGCUCUCCCACAUUCGCGUUUCCCCUUCACGGUCCCCAUUACCCCUUCCCACUUCCCCGUUUCCCCUUCCCGCUCCCCGUUUCCCCUUCUCGCUCCCCGUUUCCCCAUCCCACCUUCCCGUUUCCCCUUCCCGCUCCCCAUUAUCCCUCCCCGCCUCCCCGUUUCCCCUUCUCGCCUCCUCGUUUUCCCUACCCGCCUCCCCGUCUCCCUCUCGUUUCUCCACCUUCUCCCUCUCGAUUCCCCCCUUCCUCCUCUCGUUUACCCCCCUCCCCCCUCUCAUGUCCCCCCUUUCUCCUUCUCAUUUUUCGCCAUUCUCCCCCUCAUUCCCCCCCCCGUUCUCAAGCUCACUUCCCCCCUUUCUCCCUCCCAUUUCCCCGGAUGUGCCCCCUCAUUCCCCCCCCCUCCCCUUUCCCCCUCUCGUUUCCCCCCCCAUUCACCUGCUCAUUUCCUCCCCUUCUGCCUCCUAUUGCCCCAUUCGCUGCCUCUCAUUUUCGCCCCUUCUCCCUCUUAUUCACCCCCCCUUCUCCCUCUCGUUUCCCCACCUUCUCCCUCUCGUUUCCCCCUUUCGUCUACCCCCCUCCCCCCUCUCAUGUCCCCCCUUUCUCCUUCUCAUUUUUCCCCAUUCUCCGUCUCAUUUCCCCCCCCCCCCCCCCCCCCCACUUCUCAAGCUCACCUACCCCCUUUCUCCCUCUUAGCUCCUCUCUUCUUACGCCCUGCUUCCCCCUUUACUCUCUCGUCCCUACACCCUUCAUUCCCCUCUCCGCUCUCUGCCUUAUACGCUUCUACCUCCUUUCCCCUCUCUGUCUUACACCCCUCUUGAUCUAUUCUCCACUCUGCCUCCCUUCUUCCACCUUUCCCCUCUCUACUCCACACCCUUCUUCUCCCACCAUGCGUUCUCCCCCUUAUAUCCUGCUAAACCCCAUUUCCCUCUCUUCCCUACACCCUGCUUCCCCCUCUCUCUUCUCUGCCUUACGCCCUGCUUUCCCCUUUCCCCUAUCUUCCCUACACCCUUCUUCCCUCUUUCUACCCGCACUGCUUCCCUUUUUCCCUAUCUCCCUUUCCCUCUUUCACCCUGCUUCUCCCGUACCCCUCUUCCGUACCCCCUUCUGCCCCCACCUUGCGUCCUCUCUUUUUACGCCCUGCUUCCCCCUGUCCCCUCUCUGCCUUACGCCCUUUUUCCCCCUCUCUCCACUCUGCUUUACCCCCCGCUUCCCCGUUACCCCUAACCCGCCUCCCCGUUUCCCCUUCCCGCCUCCCCAUUACCCCUUCCCACCUCCCCGUUUCCCCUUCCCACUCCCCAUUACCCCUGCCCGCUUCCCCCUAUCCCUUCGCGCCUCCCCGUUUCCCCUUCCCGCCUCCCCAAUUCCCCUUCCCGCUUCCCCAUUACCCCUUCCCGCCUCCCCGUUUCCCUUUCCCUCCUCCCCAAUUCUCCUUCCCGCCUCCCCAUUUCCUCUUCCCUCCAUGCCCUCGUAA